GAAGGAAUGUGAAAUAAGAUGAGAAGUUCCCAGAACUAGUCAGAGUGGGAAUAAUAAUAAUACUAAUACUACUAAUAAUAAAACAAUCCAAUAAAAAUAAACCCACUAGAAUACCUUUCAAGAGGAGAAACAAAAUAGUAGUGAUAUUCUCAUAGAGUGAUAUCAGAGAAAGAAUGAAUAGUGUGAAGUAAGUGAAUAGUGAAUCAGACUCGACGCCGCCCAUUCACACAGUGACGCCCAGAGAGAGGCAGAAAGAGAGAAAGAGAGGAAAGGAGAGGGAGAGAAAGGAUAGAGUGAGUGAGUGGGUGAGUGAGUGAGGAAGGGAGAGAGAGAAAGAGAAGUUCGCGCUCGAGAUAUAGGAUCCUGUUGGGAUUUGAAAAAAAAAAAGAAAAAAAAAACACACAUAGACAAAAAAAACAAACAAACAAAAAAACAACCCAGAGCAUUUUUUUUUUUUUUUUUUUUUUAAACCUCAGUAAGUAGAAACAUAACGGGACUUACACGCGAGCUGUAAGCGCACGCGCUGAAUGCGAGACCAUGACGGCUGCCGUGGAUAUGACGCCGACGUUAACUAUAAUAAAAUCCGAAAGAGCAGACGAUCUGGAAUGUGGGGAUGUUCCUCUGUUGACUCCAGGGAGCAAAGAGAUGAUGUCGCAGGCUCUGAAAGCAACCUUCAGCGGGUUCACCAAGGAGCAGCAGAGACUCGGCAUCCCUAAAGACCCCCGGCAGUGGACAGAAGGCCAUGUGAGAGAAUGGUUGUUGUGGACAGUGAACGAGUUCAGCCUGAAGAACGUGGACUUCUUCAAGUUCUCCAUGAACGGAGCCAGUCUUUGCGCACUGGGCAAGGAUCGCUUUCUGGACCUGGCACCCGACUUCGUAGGGGACAUCCUGUGGGAGCACUUAGAGAUGCUGCAAAAAGAGGAUCCAAAGCAUUUCCCUGUCAACGGCAUAAGCUCAGGUUUCCAGGAAUCUCGCUAUACCUCAGACUACUUUGUCAGUUACGGCAUUGAACACGCUCAGUGCGUUCCGCCUUCGGAGUACUCGGAGCCAGGCUUCAUCACGGAGUCCUACCAGACCCUUCAUCCGAUCAGCUCGGAAGACCUGCUGUCGCUUAAAUACGAGAACGAAUACACCAACGUCAUUCUGCGCGACACGCCACUCAACCCACUUCAGGGCGACUACUUCCCCGUCAAACAGGAAGUGUCACCUGACAACAUGUGCGUGGGUCGGAUCAGCAGAGGUAAACUGGGAGGCCAGGACUCAUUCGAGAGCACUGAGAGCUUCGAUAGCUGUGACCGUCUGACGCAGUCAUGGAGCAGUCAGUCAUCGUUCAACAGUCUGCAGCGUGUCCCCUCCUACGACAGCUUUGACUCAGAGGACUAUCCCACAGCCCUGCAUGGCCACAAACCCAAAGGCACGUUUAAAGACUACGUCCGCGAGCGUGCUGAUCUCAGCAAGGACAAGCCGGUCAUCCCAGCCGCUGCCCUCGCUGGCUACACGGGUAGUGGACCUAUUCAGCUGUGGCAGUUUUUGCUGGAGCUCCUUACAGACAAGUCCUGCCAGUCGUUCAUCAGCUGGACGGGAGACGGCUGGGAGUUCAAACUCUCUGACCCCGACGAGGUGGCACGGAGAUGGGGCAAGAGGAAGAACAAGCCCAAGAUGAAUUACGAAAAGCUGAGCCGUGGUCUGCGCUACUACUACGACAAGAAUAUCAUCCACAAGACAUCAGGCAAGCGCUAUGUCUACCGUUUCGUGUGUGACUUAAAGAGCCUUCUGGGAUACACACCUGAGGAGCUGCACGCCAUGCUGGAUGUCAAACCCGACACGGAUGAAUGAAAGACCAGUCCGGGAGUACCGGGGCCGCGAGACUUUCCUCCCUUAUCCUCACAACAGUGGGUGUUUAUUUUGGAUCCAACCAAGUCCCGUCUUCAUACCUAGUCAUGGUUCCGGUCUUGUUUUGAGCUCAUGACUGCAGCUAUCGCAAAAGGACCCAUUCCAAACCUUACCAAAGUUCAUAGUCUGUAGCGUGUAUCAUAAUUCAGCUCUGAACAGAAAACAGUGAGUUUUCCAGCAGAGCCGCCAUUUUGACCCAGCAGCACCUAAAAACAGACUGCAGUAGAGGGGUGGGACUAGGAAAGAACGAAGGACUCGUUCCUAAAGUGGAUAUUGUGUGGAUGGAAAGUUCCAUAAAUAUGUUGCCAAAGUUACAGAAAAAUGGAACUUUUACAGAAAUAUUUACUAUUAAGUUACUGUUGCCGUCUCAGAGUCCUCAAACGGACCACACGAAAAGAAAGUAUUUUAUUUUUAUUAUCAUUUUUGUUUUCUCUAAUAUGUUUGUGCCAGUAUUACUUUUUUCAUUUGUAAAUGAAGGAUUGAUAAUGCCAAAAAUGUUUUUUUUUUUUUUUUUUAUUUCCCCAUGUGUACAGAGUCAGAGACAUACAAGUCGCAUAACUGAAAACUCAGCAGGCGAGACCAGAGACUGCUAUUUUACUCGCAGUUCAGUUAAAAGAAAAACCUCUCACUGAAACCGAGAACGGGUGACAGACACGACCGAAAGUAGCCGUUUUUCUGCUCGAGGGCGGCAAGCUGUGAACACACCCGCCCUCGACUUAUGAGCAGGAGUCUUAUGCUUCUAAGCGAGCACAUCUUAGGCAGCUGUUAAGCACGGCCCGUCUCAGAUCUCUUUUUUUUUCUAAUCUCUAACGUUACGACAAAGGACUUCAAGCAACUCUUGCCUUAGUUUCAUGUCUAUGUUACCACUCCUGUCACUCUCCCUCACGUCUUGUUUUGUCUACGCCGUCUUUUGAGAGCACAUGUGAUGUAAACACGUCUGUAAUCUUGCUGUCUAUCAUGAGACAGAGUGAAGGGUAUGUAAGUGGAACACAAUAGAAAUGUCAGUUAACUGAUCUAGUCCUCUUUUGUGAGAUGAUUGAUUGCCGGAAACAGGCUUCCCGAUGAGCCGAGACCAAAUUUACUGUAUGUCCUUGUGUCCUUGUGAUUUAGUUAGCGUAUGUGAGGACAAAUAGCUGAAUGUAAUAGAGAUCUUAGCCAUACGUCUGACAGAGUUGUUGAUCACUGAAGUGAAGGUUGUGUGAGUGAUUCGAGCAUGGGAUAGUAUUGGAUAAUGUUUGGAUAGGCAGAAGAAAGUAGGGGUGUAACAGUUUCAGACUGUUUUAAAGAUAGACAUGGAUGUUACGUUCAAGAAAAUGGACGACGAUGCUACCGCAGUCGUUGUAGCGGCAGCUUCGGAUCUAAAUAGCGUUAGCACAAACAUGGGCUGACCUACAACACAACUGAAAUACAGCCAAAAAUAUUAUGCACAGAUAUUGAAUUGAUUUCAGUUACUAGUAUAAGUAAGGAAUAAAACACAAACGGAGGAUGCUGUUAUAAAAGAAAUAAUAAACGUUAAGGUGGUGUGAUAAGGUAGCUGAGUCAUAGCAUUAUUUUUCCAAUAACCUCAUGUCCUGAAGUGUUUUAUUCCUCUUCCAAUACAGUGAUUUGCGAACAAUUGCAGACUUUUUAUUAAUUAAAGAAUGACACUUAUUUUUGUUUAACCCCUUUAAUGUUGAAAUAAAUUUGUUCUGUUUUCAUUCAGCAGCUAGAAUCAUUCCCUCACCAGCCUCGCUCUCCCUUGCGCUCAUUUUUCCACAAAACUAAAGAACUUUGUUCUUUUAAAGAAAAGAAAAAAACCCACGAAGUACAAAGAACUCUUUAAGACGUUUCUUUAAGGCUUUAAGACCUCCUCUGGAGGAAAACCUGCCUGUUACAAAGUGCUAACACUGGAGACUCCUUCCAUAAAUGUUAAAUAAACUUCUCCUUAUGGAAAACAUCACCAUGUAAUGUUUGAAUCAUCAUCUUUAUAUAUGGAGAGUCUUGAAAUGCAAGUCUCCGUGUGUAGAAUCAGAAUUCAACAGCGUCGGAGUAUAAUACAUUAUUUAAGCCUGUUGCUAGCAGGGUGACUCCGGUUCCUGUUGCCUUUUCAGUCGUGGUUUGUGUUCCAAAGGACACGCAGGCCUUGUGGGGAAAAAAAAAAAAAUUCAAACAAAAAAUCGCCGAAGUUACUGUAAGACAUCUCAUUUACACGAUGUUAUUGUUUACAGUGGUAUGCUUGCCGCCUCGAUGGGUUUCAUUUCAGAAUCGUCUAUUUGUACAGAUUGUGUUUCAAAACGCUUUAUUACAAGACCUAGAAUGAACAAAUAAGCCACUGUUGAAGGAGAAAUAACACUGAAAUGCAUGUGAGGUCUCGGAGCUGAAGGAUUCGAUGCGCAUCCACACCGCUGAAGGACCAAACCCACAUUCCAGUCAUCUUUUUUUUUUUUUUUUUUUUAUGUGUUUCCAAUGAAUUGACGUGAUGAUGCUUUUACUGUGGAUUGAAUCGGGUAAUAAAAUAAAAUAAAAUAAGCGGAUUUAAUUACAUUCAAUUAAAAGACGAAUAGUGGGUUGAUGAGAUGUUGUAGGAAGUGACCCUGGAUCUAUAAUGGAAACGGCAUGGAGAUAUGGUUCAUAUGCGCGGUUUUCGAUUUUAAGAGGUGUUACAUGACAAUGUUGUAUUCUUCCUUGUUUCCUUAACUCAUGCUUCAUAAUGUCCAGAAAUGUCACAUGGUAUUAUGUUACUGUCUUAUUCUGCUUGAUGAAUGAAGAGUAGAUAUUGUCUUAAAUGUCAAGUAUAUUCUUUCUAAGAACAAAAAAAAAAUGUUGAACAUAUGUAUCAAAAGCAACUAUUUUGAUUGACAUGUGCGUAAAGUUUGUGAUGAGGUCAAAUCACAAAACCAUUAAUGAGGAAAAUUCAGUUAAAAAAAAAAAAUCAGUUGUUCUUUUGUUUUGUACAAUUUAUAGUGUUUCUGUAUUUUUUUUUGUUAAAUGAAAUUUUUUAAUGUAUUUAGUUCAUAAACAUUUGAAUAUUUUUCAAUAAUUUAUAUUUUAUAAAACUUUGAAAUAUGAGACGCAGACAGCUGGUGCUUUCAUGGAGAAAAAAAAUCGAGGUAGAGCAGGACCAAAUGUAGCGAUUUUUUUUUCUUUCUUUUUUCUUUUCUUUUUUCUUUUUUUUUUUUUUUUUUUA
Molecule: messenger RNA, 5059 nt
Organism: Ictalurus punctatus (channel catfish)
Lineage: Eukaryota; Metazoa; Chordata; Actinopteri; Siluriformes; Ictaluridae
Gene: ets1
Product: v-ets avian erythroblastosis virus E26 oncogene homolog 1
Exons: 8
Coding region: 538-1836 (432 amino acids)
Biological process (GO): cell differentiation; regulation of transcription by RNA polymerase II
Cellular component (GO): nucleus
Molecular function (GO): DNA-binding transcription factor activity, RNA polymerase II-specific; sequence-specific DNA binding
Source: RefSeq, a predicted model, not a curated record